AUGAUGCAGCCCGGAGGACUCGGAGAUGCUCAACAUGUCACAGUCGACAUUCAGAAAAUCUGCGACACUAUGAAAUCCAAGGCCGAGCAAAGAACCUGCAAGAAAUACGGCGUCUUUGUUGCCAAGCUUUACAAAGUACAGGUAGUUGCUGGGACCAACUACUUCAUUAAGGUGCACGUGGGAGGAGACGACUACGUCCACAUUUGCGUCCUACAAACUCUGCCACGUCAAGGGCAAGGGCCGGAGUUUGUCAGCAUCAAGGAGCACAUGAAAAAAGACGACGAAAUCUUGCCCUUCUGA
This is a messenger RNA of Nerophis lumbriciformis (worm pipefish), 300 nucleotides long. Lineage: Eukaryota; Metazoa; Chordata; Actinopteri; Syngnathiformes; Syngnathidae. The record is from RefSeq and is a predicted model, not a curated record.